GCCCGCCAUGGACGCCGUCGUGCGCUUCGCCGACCAGACCCGGGGCCGCGACCGGCUCUUCAGAGCCAUUCAGUACACAUGCAUGUUGCUUAGGUAUUUGUUAGAGCCUAAGGCUGGCAAAGAGAAGGUGGUCACGAAGCUCAAGAACCUGGAGUCCAGUGCAAGCACUGGCCGUAAAUGGUUCAGACUAGGCAACGUGGUGCACGCCGUGCAGGCCACCCAGCAGGGUCUCCAAGCCGCAGAGCUGGUGCCCCGCCUCUGCCUUACCCUCGCCAGCCUGAACCGCGUUGUCUACUUUGUCUGCGACACUGUCCUCUGGGCCACGAGCGUGGGGCUGGCCUCCGGCGUCGAGAAGGACAAGUGGCGCAUGCGUGCCGCCCGCCACUACUGCCUCUCCCUGCUGCUGAGCCUGGCCAGGGACCUGUACGAGAUCUUGCUGCAGAUGGAGCAGGUCACCCGGGACAGGGCGAGGAAGGGGACGCAGGCGUCGCAGGAGCCCCCUGCGUGCAGCGUGGCUGAGGAGGAGACCGAGUGGCUGCAGUCCCUCCUCCUGCUCCUGUUCCGUGCUCUGAGGAGGCACCCGCCCCUGUUCCUGGACACGGUGAAGAAUGUCUGCGACCUCCUGAUCCCUCUGGACCAGCUGGGCAUCUACAGGUCCAACCCCGGCGUCAUUGGCCUGGGCGGGCUCGUGUCCUCUGUGGCCGGCAUGGUGGUCGUGGCCUAUCCGCACCUGAAGCUGAAGACCCGCUGAGUGGCCAGGCCGAGGACACCUGGCUGCUCUCAGAGGCCUCUGGGCUGGGGGACGUGGCGUCAGCACAGACCACUGAUGGCCGGACUUGUUCGUGAGAGUGUUCUGUGUGCAGAGGUGGGGCCGGGCCGGAGAAGGGGUGAAGGACUUGAGGGAGAGCGCUGGCAUGCUGCAGUGACUCCCCAUUUCAGUGUCCCGUUGAUCUGCCUUCUGCGGAGCACCUCGCAUGUGCGUCACUUAAAGCUUGAAAGAAGAAAUCGAAAAAGACCCAGUCACACCAACAGUGCACACUCAUCGACCUCCCCACGUCCCAGGCCCAGCCCCUCAGGUCCGGGAGGUCCCCGACUGUCACUCCCCAGCCCCCUCACCGACUAGGCAGCAGGAGGGAGGGGAGCAGACUUAGGCCUCACGGCCCGCCCCUUCGGCACAUCCACCUGGAGCGGUUGGCACAGGCGCGUGGUGCGAGGGUCUCUUCCUGAAGCGUGGCGAGCGCUGGGCAGAAGCAGGGGCUGGGGGGGACACUCUCGGGGAGGUAACGGCAGUACCUGGAGGGGCUGUGACCAGAGGACACCACCAGCGCUGGUCCUGCCCGCUGGCCUCUGCCUCUCCAGGUCAGCGCCCGCCCCGCCUGCCCAGCCCGGGGCCUUCAUUGCCAGCGGCUUCUGUCCUGCUCUCCACGCGUGCAACCACGCUGAGAUGUGCCAAGCAGAUUGUUGAUUUGAUGUCAUGUAACAGGCCUGCGCUUCAACAUUAAUUUUCAUCAAGAUUUAUGUAGCUGAGAAACUUCACGAAUACUCUGAAUGCAGGAGGGACGCGUUUUCUGAGAAAACAGACUUCAUAUUUGUGGGGCUCCUGGGGGAGGUGGGAAAAAGGGGGGCUGUGAAGGAGACAGAAUCCCGCGUGGAGGGCAUUUGCUCAGGUCCCUGUGUCCUGUCUUGGGUGCUGGUUCUUAUUUCUGAUGACAGAUCCCCUCGUGUGGGGGAGGGGAGGUGGAGGAAUGGGAAGCCACCGCGUGGAGGCCGUCAACCCUUCUGGGGGGUCAUUUCUUGGGAGAUGGGGAGAGGACUGUGCACUAAAUCAAGUUCCCAUAAAUGUAACUGAAAUUCUUAAACAGCCUGAGGUCCUUGGCUCUCAAUUUUUAAAGUGAUCCAUCAAAUUAGGGGAUCGGAGAAAACAUUUUAGAAAUUUUAGCAGAAAUGGAAGCUGCUAGAUCAGGGCAAGUGAAAACUACUACUUUUCCAUUGUCCAGAUCCUCUGCAGACAGAGAUGAUCUUGUCUAAUAAAUUUCUAGACAGAAUUGACUGUGUGUCGUGCAGUGUGUUUGGGAAUGGGGGGUGGGUCAAAGGCGGCAGUCCAGGUCAUCCCAGGCCGCCCCCAAAAUGCGCCCUGGCCCAGGCGACCAGCGAGGAGGGCGAGGUUGAGAGGCCCGAGGUGAUGGCAGGACUACCCGGGAGAGGCCUGCUGUA
Talpa occidentalis (Iberian mole) is the source of this 2214-nucleotide messenger RNA. It is a transcript of the gene PEX11A, whose product is annotated as peroxisomal biogenesis factor 11 alpha. Gene Ontology annotation, cellular component: peroxisomal membrane. The coding region runs from base 8 to 751 and encodes 247 amino acids. The transcript is spliced from 3 exons. The record is from RefSeq and is a predicted model, not a curated record. Gene Ontology annotation, biological process: peroxisome fission; regulation of peroxisome size. NCBI's taxonomy places the organism in Eukaryota, Metazoa, Chordata, Mammalia, Eulipotyphla, Talpidae.